Oncorhynchus kisutch (coho salmon) is the source of this 4564-nucleotide messenger RNA. RefSeq names its product disabled homolog 1-like. The coding region runs from base 1527 to 3398 and encodes 623 amino acids. The transcript is spliced from 14 exons. Lineage: Eukaryota; Metazoa; Chordata; Actinopteri; Salmoniformes; Salmonidae. The record is from RefSeq and is a predicted model, not a curated record. Gene Ontology annotation, biological process: neuron migration. Gene Ontology annotation, cellular component: cytoplasm; intracellular membrane-bounded organelle.
UAUGAUUGGCCGCUGUAUACAGCGCUUGAGCCACCUUGAAUGAGAGACAGGGGUAACUAGGCAACUUCAGCGGCGGUAAAAUAAUUUUAAAAAUAAGAUAAAAAAUACGAUAUGUCCACGAAACACUGAAAUAGUAAAAUUGUCGAAAAAUGAGAGGCGACCCAAUGUGAUUUUAUUGCGUGCGUGUCCGGCAAAUGGAAUUAAGGAAUGGAUUUUUUUCUCUCUAAGAAGCGAAAACAGAUCGCGCAAACGAACCGGAACCUGAUUUGGAUUAAAACGGUUAAACUGGAAAUUUCAGCAUAGCUGUCAUAUGAAAGGUGCUAAUGGAGGGAGGGACAGAGAUGUACAACAGAAGGACAGUCUCUGAAGUGUCCUACCAAAGAGGAAUACCAGUACUCAACCUGGACUAAAGAAUAAUACAGUACUACAACAACAACCCAUGUGUUCUCUUUGGAAGGAGGAAUUCACCAAUCACUAAGUGGGAUCUGCACUAAAGAGCAAUAGAGGGACCAUGUAAUACUUGACCUAAUUUGAGGAACAUCUAGCCACCAUGUUAGAACUAGUCUGAAGCAGAAGGACCGCUACAACAUCUACCUGUCAUCAGCUCUACCAGGAUGGGUCCAAAUUGAAGGAGAUCUGAACCCCUGGAUCUCUUCACCAAAGAGGAAUAACACCAGGCUUCUCACCAUGGACUUGGAGGAAAACUCUGUCCUAGACCUGGAGUAGAGGGAGUAGUGGCUCUGUCCUAGACCUGGAGUAGAGGGAGUAGUGGCUCUGUCCUAGACCUGGAGUAGAGGGAGUAGUGGCUCUGUCCUAGACCUGGAGUAGAGGGAGUAGUGGCUCUGUCCUAGACCUGGAGUAGAGGGAGUAGUGGCUCUGUCCUAGACCUGGAGUAGAGGGAGUAGUGGCUCUGUCCUAGACCUGGAGUAGAGGGAGUAGUGGCUCUGUCCUAGACCUGGAGCAGAGGGAGUAGUGGCUCUGUCCUAGACCUGGAGUAGAGGGAGUAGUGGCUCUGUCCUAGACCUGGAGUAGAGGGAGUAGUGGCUCUGUCCUAGACCUGGAGUAGAGGGAGUAGUGGCUCUGUCCUAGACCUGGAGUAGAGGGAGUAGUGGCUCUGUCCUAGACCUGGAGUAGAGGGAGUAGUGGCUCUGUCCUAGACCUGGAGUAGAGGGAGUAGUGGCUCUGUCCUAGACCUGGAGCAGAGGGAGUAGUUGCUCUGUCCUAGACCUGGAGCAGAGGGAGUAGUGGCUCUGUCCUAGACCUGGAGCAGAGGGAGUAGUGGCUCUGUCCUAGACCUGGAGUAGAGGGAGUAGUGGCUCUGUCCUAGACCUGGAGUAGGGGACAGGGGGUAGGUCACAAGGGGUAGGGGACAGUUGGGUUGUGGGCAGUCCAAAGGAGGUAGGGUGUGUGUGAUAACCAUCCUGGAGUAGGGGAUAGGGGAUUAGUCCACAGGAAGCAGCAGAGGAGUGAUAACCCCAUGGUGGAUCUGCUGUGAGGAGGACUGAGGACAGGAAGGACCCAGGAGGAUGUCAUCAGCCGGAGGAGAGUCAGCCAGCUCGGAGCUCCAAGCAGGUGUCAAAACCAGCACUCUGAGACGGGAGUCCAGGAGGACUAAAGGUCAGGACCGCACUGAGACAGGGCUGAUUAAGCGUUUCCGUGGUGAUGGCGUGCGCUACAAGGCCAAGCUGAUCGGGACUGAUGAGGUGACAGCGGCACGCGGGGACAAGCUGUGCCAGGACUCCAUGAUGAAGCUCAAGGGAAUGGCUUCGUCAGCGCGCUCCAAAGGAGAGCACAAGCAGAGAGUCUUCCUCACCAUCUCCUUCGGGGGGAUCAAGAUUUACGACGAGAGAUCAGGGGUUCUGCUGCAUCACCACUCAGUGCAUGAGAUCUCCUAUAUCGCCAAGGAUACCCGGGAUCACCGGGCCUUUGGCUACGUCUGUGGGAAGGAGGGACACCACAGGUUUGUGGCCAUCAAGUCUGGCCAGUCGGCGGAGCCACUGAUCAUUGACCUGCGUGACCUCUUCACGCUCAUCUACGACAUCAAGCAGCGCGAGGAGAUGGAGAAGAAGUCCCAGAAGGACAAGCAGUGUGAGCAGGCCGUCUACCAGACCAUUCUGGAGGAUGAGGUGGAUGAUCCAGUUUACCAGUACAUUGUGUUUGAGGCUGGACAUGAGCCCCUCCGUGGCCACCAAUCAGAGGAGAGCGUUUACCAGGUCCCUACCGCUACCAGUCAGCAGAAGGGAGAAGGGAUCUAUGACGUCCCAAAACGCCAUUUUAUGACUAACAUCAACCACUUUGAUCUGUUCGGAGACAUGUCCACUCCACCCUCGAUGCCCCCGUCCCCGGCCAACACUUUGGACCCCAGCAGGAGCCACCACCAGCACCAGCACCAGCACCCCCCAGAGAUGUUCACCGGCCCCUUCAGCCCCACCUCUGUCCCCUCGGGGUACAUGACCAUGGGGCCAGUCCAGGCAGCCCAGUGGGCCCAGCAGGGAUCCUUCUCUGGCCAAGCCCAGACCCUGGCCUUUGGGGUGCAGGGGCCCCUCCAGGUUACCCAGGUCCUCCCGGGAGGCCAGCCCGUCAUCUGGAGCCAGGCCAACAUCUUCCCUGCCACCCAGCAGCAGUGGGCCGCCAUGGCUGCCUACAUGCCCGCCCAGGCCGUGGGCGUGGGGGGUCACCACCUCCCCAUGAUGGUGCCCAUCACCACCGUGUGCCCUGGCCCCCAGGGCCUACACUAUGACCUCUCCUCCACCCCCUCCUCGGCCAUCACCAGCCCCCAGCACCAGGCGAUGGACCCCGCCCUGCUCCAGCAGCUCCAGCAGCAGCACAGCCUCAGUGGGGAUUCUGACGCAGGAGAAGGCCCCUCUUCGCUGGGCCUUGUCAUGGUGGGCAGCAGGUGUGGAACACCUGGGCCGAUGAGUCCCACUUCAAUGGGUCUGGGUGCUGUGGGCAGGUGUGAGACGCCUGUUAGCCUUGUCAUGAUGGCGAGGUGUGAGACACCCGGCCCUGGUCCAGUGAACGUGCCUCCUGACACCCUGGUCUGUAGCCAGCUGUGCCUGGGGUCACCGGCUGUGAUGUCACCAUUGGCCUUGACCCAGGAAGAGGAAGGCAGCUGUAGUGACCUUGACCUCUCUCGGAUGACCUUGAGUCCUGGCAUGUCCACCUCACCGUCCACUGACUCAGCCCCAGCCCCCCAGCCUGGACCGUCCUCAGACUCCGCCUCGUCCCAGACCAGUGACCCCCCCACAGACCACUCUCCCAUCCAAACACAGGCCACACCCCCCAGCACCAGGGAGGAUGACUCGGGCUUAUGCACCAGGGCUCUGUCUCCCUGUCCAUCCGGAGAUGCUCCACCUGAUUCUCCCCAGGCCCAGAUCUGUCCACAGGAAGACAGUUAGAGAACUCUGGGAGAAGGGACCUCUGUGACCGUCAGGAGGAUAGAAGAAGAUGAGAGGAGAGGAGGACAGCGGACUGAGAUAUGGAGGAGAGGAGACUCUGGACUCCUAUGUCCCUCCUAAUAACUUGAUUACACGGAUCUCUGUUCUGGAGAAUGCUGAUAUUGGCAGCCUAAAGCAGCAAUAUCAUAGGAUUGGCUUCUUUCCUGAGCUGGACAGCACAACACUGUCCUCACAUGCUGUCUUUCCCCCCCAGCCAAUCGGAAGCCCUUUCUCCCAUGAAGUGACCUAUGAUCUUUGACCAAACUGUAGCAGUGGGUCGUUACCAUGACAACUUCCUGCCACAGGUCAGUGGGCGGAGACAUCUUAUCUAUCAUGUGGCCUGGGAGGACCAAUCAAACUGCAUGGUCAGGAUGAGGAUUCUAAUGGGUUCUAAGGAUUAAAUCAUUUUUUGGGGUGAUUUUGAGGAGGAAUGGUGUCCUAUGUGGUUAUACCCUUCGUUUGAAGAACUGCCACGCGACUCAGAGUACUCACUGUGUAGAACAGAUGGAUUUGCAAAAUGUUUUCAAACAGCUGACUUGUUCCAUUGGCAUGAACAGACUAUGUAUUGUGGAUCCAGCGAAACUGCGAGACAACUGAUCUCCAUAGCUUCAUAGCUUCCUUUUCAAUGCUUAAAGAUAAAAAUAUAAUUUUUAUUUUGUGAGCUGCGACUUCUGAGUUGACGCUUCUGAGCAUUUUAUGGAUAACGAAAACAGCUUCGAAGCAUCAGUCGAAAUAAUUCCUGUUUGCCAAACUUCUAUUUUGUAAAUAAGAUUUCCUCAAGACCCCUUACACCGGAAUCUCUGUGCCAAAAGAUAGGUCUGUCGUCUGCCUCUCUGAUGCAACCUACCUGUGGCUCUCUCAACUUUAAAGCAAUGCCAUACCAGCACCUCUGUCUGUAUUGUCUGGAUGUUUGCUUUGCUUUCUUGACAUUUUCUUUUUUUACUUUCUGUUUCUGUGUUGGGUUUGGUCAGUCAGUCUGUGACAUAUGAACUGUGAAUCUGUGUUACAUAGCCGUUGAAUCAAAGCAACGAUGGGGAUACCUGCUACCUACGUAUGACGUAACUCACUCUUUUGAAAAUAAAAUGACCAUCUUCACACACAAAAUAAAAGAUCCACAGGCCAAUAAA